GAUGGUGGUGUGUUGAAGCAGAUUUUGGUCGAAGGGACCGGAGAGCACCAUCCUUCUAAUCAUGAUACAGUAUUUGUGCACUAUGUUGGCACGCUUGAAAAUGGCGAAGAGUUCGAUUCGAACCGCCAUGGAAAAGAACCGUUCAGUUUCACUUUGGGCAAGGGACAGGUUAUUAAAGGCUGGGAUCUUGGCGUUGCCACCAUGAAGAAGGGUGAAAAAUGUUUGCUGACCUGCCGAGCUGGUUAUGCUUAUGGUGAUGGCGGUAGCCCGCCAAAAAUUCCUGGCGGUGCUACACUCAAAUUUGAGAUAGAGUUGCUGCGCUGGCAAGGCGAAGACAUCUCGCCAGAUCGCGAUGGUUCAAUCACUCGAUCUGUUAUUGUGCCGGGUGAGAAAUAUACAAGCCCUACCGAAGGCGCUACGGUGAAAGUAUGCGCUGUUGGAUCGUAUGAGGGACGAGUUUUUUACGACAAGGAAGUGUCUUUUGUCGUGGGCGAAGGUACAGAGGCAGGCCUUCCAGAAGGCGUCGAUCGUGCUGUCCGUCGUUUCAAUAAGGGGGAAAAGUCGAGCAUUCAUUUGAAAGGGAAGCGAUUCACAUUUGGUGACAGUCCACCACCGCAGUACAAUUUGCCGCCGAAUGCUGAAUUGGAUUUCACUUUGUUUCUCAAGGAGUACGAAAAGAUGAAAGCUCCAUGGGAGUUGACAGGCCCGGAGAAGCUUGACGCUGCUGAGGCUGUGAAAGAGCGCGGGACAAUGUUCUUCAAGCAAGGUAAGCUACGACUGGCUGCUGCCAAGUAUGCGCGCAUUAUUGAACUUCUGGAAUACGAGAAAUCUUUCGAAAAUGAAGCCAAGGAAAAACGCGAUGCACUUCUUCUUGCCGGCUAUUUGAACAGUGCGCUUGUUUCUGCGAAACAGAAUGAAACAGUGGAGUGUAUCAAAAACUGCGACAAAGCACUUGAAGUGGAUCCGAAAUGCAUCAAGGCCCUCUAUCGCAAAGCUUUCGCGUUGCAGGAGCAAAAUGAUAUUGAAGAGGCGGUUGCUGUAUACAAAAAAGUGCUCGAGUAUGAACCACAGAAUAAGGCAGCAACAACUCAGAUAGUUGCAUGUAAGAAAAAGCUGGCAGAAAUUCGUGUGCAGGAGAAAAAACGAUACAAAGGAAUGUUCGAGAAAUUUGCUGCUGAAGAAAGGGUGUGUGGUUGA
Messenger RNA from Gongylonema pulchrum, 1197 nucleotides. Lineage: Eukaryota; Metazoa; Nematoda; Chromadorea; Rhabditida; Gongylonematidae. The record is from the annotation of a GenBank genome assembly.